CUUGGAUGACUUCGAAUAUGUCUUUCUUCCUAAGUACAUAAAAGUUGAUUAUUCAUCUCAACACAUGGUUCCGCUAUGACAAGGACAACAUACGUCAUUUGCGUCAUUUACGUCUUCGGUCUGCUUGGAGUAAUAACUCAUCAUGGAGUUGGUCAAGGCAUUGGAGAUGUGGUUCUUAUAAGAUAUCAAUCGGCCAAUGACUCGAUGAGCGAACUGAGUGUCUCCAAACUAUAUCGACAACUCAAGCGUGGUUCAAAACGUACAGAACAAUGUUUGAAAGAAAACAUAUUACUGAAGGAUAGAGUGGAAUUGUUGGAAUCCAAAAAAGCAUUUGACCGAGUUUUGAAUUUUUCCAAAGAUUUAUCUCAAGGAUUCCCAUUUCGCUCUGCGAAUAAGUAUAUACAAAAGAUUAUGACAUUAAAUAUGGAACAUUCAUCUAUAACGAACAGGGAAGAUAAGAAGAAUAUUGUCGCAUUAAUCGUCGCUAUACAGAGGGGCUUUAUAAAGAACACGAUACGACAACAGCUUGAUAAAUUGGCAGCACUUAAAACGAUAUUGCAUAAAUACAACAAUGAUAUGCUCGCUCAACGGUAUGCUCUAAUUACAGAGACCUUAAGAGACAAAUAUGUAUACGUGGAAAAAAUUCUCAGCAAUGUUCAAGUGCCAGAUGGUAAACUAUCUUGGAAAAUGUGGAGUGCCUGGAGCAGAUGUCCCGGUAUCAUGGCAGGCUGCUCAUCAAGGGAACGUCGUAAAAUGUGCAUGGAUGAUAGCGCAAUCGUGCAGCCCAACGACAAAUGUUUCGGAAAACAGCCUGUUAAAGUGCGAAAAUGUAAAUGUGUAGAGAAUUACAACAGCCAGGGCAGUGCCGAUUCUAAUGUUACGCCUUACGCUUGUAUGGCCUCUAUUUCAAAAAGCGUUCGCUAUUUCCAUGGUGACAAUGACGGCCAUUUUUGCAGCGGUGUUAUACUUUCUGAUAUGUGGAUAUUAACAGCAGCACAUUGUGCUUGUUACCAUGGUUAUUGUUGUUCCGCUGACCUAGAUUUUUUAUACUCGAAAUGUGACCUUGAACACUGGACUGUGACCACUGGCUUACUUAAACCAUAUAAAGGCAAGAAGAAAGAAAACCAAAUAAGGAAAAUUGCUGAUGUUAUAAUCCAUAAGAAUUACGUCAAAGAUUCCUCCGGACUUCCGCUGAGAAAUGACAUAGCCUUAUUUAAGCUUGACGCUCCAUUGGACUUCAAAAAGCCGAAUGUUCGUCCAUGCAAACUUCCAAUUGAAAUAUGCAGGGAUUCUAUAGAAAGGAAUUGUGUUAGGCAUAGUGAAUUGCACCGAUGGCAUUGCGAAAUAGCAGGCUGGGGGCGAUAUUCCGCGUCAUCGUCCGUACCUUCUGUGUUGAGAGCUCUAGACGUCGUUUCAAUCGAUGAGUAUGGAAAAAGCCUCGCCAUUAACCAGAAUGUUGCCUUCACUGAAACGAAUAACGGUGCUGGGAGGUCAUGCCAAGGUGACAGUGGAGGGCCCCUUGUAUGUAAAGAGAAAAAAACAGAUACAGCAAUUGUGAUAGGAAUAAUGAGCUGGGUCGAUUUAAGUGACUGCGAAAGUACUAGCAAAGGGACCACUGGACACACUAGCGUUUCACAUAUGUUAACAUGGAUCUCGGAUAAAAUAAUUGAAUGGGGUGAAUGGAGCCAGACAUGUCGCUCACCGGGGGAUACAAGAAUGCGUUUAAAGACCUGUCUAUUUCGAACUUCCCAAAGUGCAAUAGAGGAUUGCCCCCGUCAAGAAAUAGACAAAUGUCCUGGACUGCAAGCAAAGGAUGCAGAAAUUAGAGUCCAGUUGAUUCAGAGGGAUGUAGAAUCAAUGGUUGAUUUUAAAGAUAAAACAGAGUUUACAGAGUUCGGUAUGUUACGAGUUAAGAAGCAAAGAAAAUUUAAGUAUCUGUGUGAUAAACAAUGGGAUGACAGGGCAUCGCGAGUCGUUUGCCGGCAGUUGGGCUUCAACCCCGAUGAUGCAGUUACAAUCAAAUCUGGACUUGCAACUUAUGGAGAAGGAGGGAUUCAUACAAAGCAUUUGAUGGAUAUGAACGGUAUAAUUAUAUCAAGCAGAAUACAAUGUAUUGGCAAUGAAACGAAUCUCUCACAAUGCAGUAUAGAACUAUGGAAUCAUACCAAACGGGGUUGUCUUCCUAACAAUUUUGUAACUAUAUCAUGUACGAAAAGUGGUAUUAAAACUCGACUUUCCGAUGGGAAUUCAUUCUCUGGAAGACCUGAAGUUUUUCACGAAGGUGAAUGGGCAAAUCUUUGCACGGAAGUAACUCGAAAGGACGCACUUGACAGAUUUGCCGAUUUGGUAUGUGAAAACAGUGGCUUGGGAAGACAUGCAUUUACAGUUCCUUACGAUCAAUUCGGGAAGGGAAGCGCAACAAAAUCUUUCGGAUUGGAUUGCCCAGAUGAUUGGUUGUAUUCAACAUUACAACUGUGUGAAAAGCAAGAAGAGGAAAUAUGUCGCCAUGUUAGUGUGUUCUGCUUUGAGAAAGAACCAAAAAUCCAUGACUUUGUGAAAUGUCUUUCUUUGGGAGGUACCAUUUGGGGACAUGGAAUUGUAAGAUUCUGUGAUGAGCCCGAGGAAGAUAAAAAAGACAAAUGGGCAAGCCCUACAUAUUUUUACGCAUUUAUCGAUUUCUCGACUGUAUGUGGAAAUGACUUUGGAAUCGAAGAAGCCAAAGUGGUAUGCAGGCAAGCAGGCUUCGAUCCAGCCGAUGCCGCAUUGAAUAUAUUUGGUUUAUAUGAUACGUGUAUCUGGGGCGGCAAUGAUAUCAAAAUAAGUGAUGUGAAAUGUAAAGGAAACGAACACAAUCUGGCGGAAUGUACUUUCAACUAUGGUGAAACUGUGACAUGCCCUGGUAACAAGAGAGCGAGUUUGUUUUGUACACCAAUCCCUGUGCAGAUAGAUAGUGAAGGACGUCUGGACAUGACGGUGAAUACAGACACGCGUAAAAUAUGUGCAACAAACUGGGGAUACGAAGAGGCUAGAGUUGUAUGUAAACAACUUGGAAAGGAAUACAAAAACGCUAUAGGAUAUGCACUACCAGGUAAUGCCGAAAAUGCAUGGAUAACACAAGUUGAAUGUAACGGAGAUGAAAGACAUUUGGGGCAGUGUCAAUAUAAAGUUGAUUUCUCUGUUAGUCUGAAAAAUCACAAUAUUUACUGUGUCGACUGGAAAAAAUUUGAUGAUGAGAGGCAUGGUCUUCUUUCUCCACGUAAUUAUCUUCAUUAUGGGUUCAACAACUGCACUGGCGAUGGAUAUGCUGCAGUCAAAUGUCAAUAA
Molecule: messenger RNA, 3324 nt
Organism: Owenia fusiformis
Lineage: Eukaryota; Metazoa; Annelida; Polychaeta; Sabellida; Oweniidae
Source: the annotation of a GenBank genome assembly